Molecule: messenger RNA, 771 nt
Organism: Acanthocheilonema viteae
Lineage: Eukaryota; Metazoa; Nematoda; Chromadorea; Rhabditida; Onchocercidae
Source: the annotation of a GenBank genome assembly
AUGUAUGAUGGAACUAUACAAAUGGAUGACAUCGAUCAACUGAGCGGAAGCUAUUGGAAUUCAAAUUUAGAAACUGAUUACACUCGACAGAGCAAAACAAGAUAUUUCAGCCUGGAAGUUGGCGAUGUUAAAUUUUAUAUUGAUCCUAUUGAGAUGUCUAAAAAAUCACUCUAUUUCGAGCUCCUUACAACCAGUCAUCAUUUUGCGGAAGGAAUCCGCGGUAGCAGUCGUUUACACGACAAGAGUGAUGAAAUUGCAUGCAUGCUGCAAUCUAUAUGCCCUACAGUUUACAACAUAUAUCCACGAAUUAUUCGAGUACAAUCAAUUCCAGCACUUGCCCGUCUGGCUGAUAAAUACGAUUUGAAAACAUUGCAGCUUUGUUGCGAGUACUUUGCACUGAGAGCAAAUUUUCAAAAAUAUGGAAAUAAUGAUUUAGUUAAAUUACUUCAAACAGCAAUUACGUAUAAUUACGAAUUAAAACAUAACUUUAUGAAUAUACUCGGAGGUGUCUGUCACAGCUGUGGACAACAGAAAUCUUUUAAUCCCAUUAUUGAAAACUGCUGCUGUAUGUGGAUAUGUAAACUGUGUAAUUCAGUGUAUUGUUUGAAGUGUAAAUUGAUGCCAUGCAUGGUAGAAGUAGAAGAGCAUCUUAAAAAUGCAUUUGAAAAGUAUGAAAUAGAAGAAUUGAGAAAAGAAAUUGAAUCGGAAAUGAUUGAAAAAGAAGCUCAAUUACAGUGUUGGAAUAUUUCUGAAGCCACACGAAAUAUGUAA